UUAUUUUGCAGUACUACUAAGUACUAAUUAAUCGGUUUCGUUAUACCUAUUAGGCUAUUACUUAGGAGGAAAUUCCUUGUGGAUCACAAAGAGUGAUCAGAGAUUGCAGAAAACUCUCUAUCUCCCUACGUUUUCUUUUAUCAAUUACCGAUAACUUUACCUUUUGCAUUUUCUCGUAUGCAGUUAUUUCUUACGUAAGUACUAUCAUUUGAAUUUAACAUUUUACCAAAAAACUACUAUCAUUUGCCCGUAUCUUAAAAUAACGAGCAGAUAUGUGAUAUACGGGUAAAAAUAGAAAUGAUAAUAUUAAUAACUAACAAGCUAUCCACAAAAAAAAAAAAAUCAGAUUUAGAGUUUAGUUUUCCAACUGCAAUCUUUUUCAAUAUUUAAUUUAGUACUAUACGAGUUUGUCUUCUAACAAAAUAUAGAGAUAAUUGCACUUCGACAAGAGAAAAAUCUGGUAGAACAGUAGAUAUCACUCAUAACUAAAGAGGUUAAAAGUUAUCCAUUAAGGAAAUUUGAAUCCGAAAAACAUAAAUGAUGGAAAAAGAUUAUGAACCUGAAGUCCACAACAUCUUCAAAAAGCUAUGGGCUUUGAUCCAAUAGUGGAUUUUGAACCUUGAUUUAAUUUGCUCGAGCUAAACUUACAAUCUCUAUAUGGCCCUUAGAACUCUCUAACUGGAAACUAAAAAGGAAAUUAGUGUUUGGGCUGUUAUGUUAACAUGACCACUUCUGUUUUCUCUACAGAGUGGGUCUACUUUUUAUAUCGGGCCACAUAUCGUUUUUGAUGGUAUUUCAUUUUCACCAUCUAUUAACAUCCAAUAUUAAUUAGAUUGUUUUUUUUUCGAGAAAGUAUAUUUAAUUAGAUUGUUAUGAUCCCUAUGAAUAUGCCGAAUUAAAAAAAAAAAAACAUUUGCACCCCCCAACGCUUUUCUUGACCAGUAAGUACAAAUAUUUCACCCUGCAAUUUAUUUUUUGUCGCUACGUUUCAAAACCGACUUAAAAAUGGGAUGAAGUAUCGCACAAGCCAAAGGCCAAUAAAAUUCCGAUGAAAUUUUUUUUAAAAAAAAACACAUCCUUCAUUUUUAAUAGUGAUCGGACGCAAACGCUAAUUAACACCGUUAAAUCCCAAUUUUGACGGCGUGACGAUGAAGAGAAUCGUGAGGAUAUCGUUCACCGACGCGGAAGCCACCGAUUCCUCCAGCAGCGAAGACGACGAACAACCAAACACCGAGUCGCCGCCGCCGCCGCGACGCCGAGGGAAGAGGUGCGUCAACGAGAUCGUCAUCGACCCGACCGAUUCCUCCGUUAACAACAAUCGCGAUCGCGGCGGGAAGACGCGGUUCAAGAUCAGGAUUCCGGCGAGGGUUGAGAAGAAGAAUAAGAAGUUCCGAGGGGUGAGGCAGAGGCCGUGGGGGAAAUGGGCGGCGGAGAUCAGGUGCGGCAAAUCUCGCGACGGACGGCCCGUUCGCGUGUGGCUUGGGACGUUCGAGACGGCGGAGGAAGCUGCUUUGGCGUACGAUAAGGCGGCGGUUCAGCUGAUCGGGCCUGACGCGGUGACUAAUUUCGGUUGUUCUAAGGCGGCGAAGGAAGGUUCCGAUGCUGGCACCUCCGCAGUGGCAUGAUCGUCUUUUGUUAAUUGAUUACUUUUUUUUUUUUUACCUUUUUAACUUUUGUGAAUAAGUCAUAAUAACAUAUGUGCAGUUUUUUAAUUUCUUAUUCCGGAUUCUUGGUUUUAUUUAAACUGUACAUUGUGAUCUGUUUUUUUUUUUUUUUGUGUUUCUUAUUUGGAAUCGCUAUUGGUUGCAUUUUUCAUGUUUUAUGGAUUUGAUUUAUAAAGUCUUUUCAUUUGGAUCGAAA
Molecule: messenger RNA, 1860 nt
Organism: Brassica rapa (field mustard)
Lineage: Eukaryota; Viridiplantae; Streptophyta; Magnoliopsida; Brassicales; Brassicaceae
Product: ethylene-responsive transcription factor ERF069
Biological process (GO): regulation of DNA-templated transcription
Molecular function (GO): DNA-binding transcription factor activity; DNA binding
Source: RefSeq, a predicted model, not a curated record